Metschnikowia bicuspidata var. bicuspidata NRRL YB-4993 is the source of this 1479-nucleotide messenger RNA. RefSeq names its product UDP-N-acetylglucosamine--dolichyl-phosphate N-acetylglucosaminephosphotransferase (gene ALG7). Gene Ontology annotation, biological process: dolichol-linked oligosaccharide biosynthetic process; protein N-linked glycosylation. The record is from RefSeq and is a predicted model, not a curated record. The transcript has a single exon. Gene Ontology annotation, cellular component: membrane. The coding region runs from base 1 to 1479 and encodes 492 amino acids. NCBI's taxonomy places the organism in Eukaryota, Fungi, Ascomycota, Pichiomycetes, Serinales, Metschnikowiaceae. Gene Ontology annotation, molecular function: UDP-N-acetylglucosamine-dolichyl-phosphate N-acetylglucosaminephosphotransferase activity.
AUGACUCUUCUCCAGCUUUCGGCAUUGGUGGCUGCGGCGGCCCUUCUAAAAGCCCAUAGUCCACUCCACACCGCCGUUGCUUUUGGGCUUGUCGGGUAUGUUGUCACAUCGCACUUGAUCCCACGUCUAGGUGCCAGUUUUAUGAAGGUGGGCCUCAAAGGAAAGGACUUGCUGAAACCAGGACCCGUGCAGCCGAUUCCAGAGUCAAUGGGCGUGGUGCCCGCCGUCACAUAUAUGGUGCUUUUGGUGACGAUCAUCCCGUUUGUCUUUUUCAAGUAUUUGGUGUCGUUUCUGGCCAUGGCGAACGAGGAGGAUUUGUCUGCAUUGUACAAUGCGCAGUACCACCUGGUGGACAACCACAAUCUAUUUCCCCACAACAAGCUCGCCGAGUACUUAAGCGGUGCGUUGUGCCUCAUGUGCACACUUCUCCUUGGUUUUUUUGACGAUCUCUUUGAUAUUCGGUGGCGCCACAAGUUCUUCUUGCCUGCGGUGGCAUCACUCCCGUUGUUGAUCGUAUACUAUGUGAAUUUCAGCGUCACAUCCGUAGUGGUGCCGCUGUUCGUGACAAGCACGGCUGUCGGUGAGACUGCGCUUGAAUGGUUGAGUGGAUUUUGCAACUGGGCCAAUGCCAUGGUCACGUGGAUCACGGGGCUCAAGUUUACUACCUUGACCACGGACUACCACUUUGCAGCUGUCAGUGCACCCAAGUUGCUUGACUUGGGAAUCUUCUACUAUGCGUACAUGUCUGCGUUGUCGAUAUUUGCGCCCAACUCCAUCAACAUUUUGGCCGGCAUCAAUGGGUUGGAAGUGGGCCAGUCCAUAGUGUUGGCGGUCAUUUUCCUAGCCAACGACAUGUGUUACUUGAUGAGCUCGUCAAUCUCAAUGGCCGCGUACGACUCGCACAUGCUCUCGGCCAUAUUUAUUAUUCCGUUCUUGGGUGUGUCUUUGGGGCUUUUUCAGUACAAUUUUUACCCGGCUCAAGUGUUCGUGGGUGACACCUACUGCUACUUCAGUGGAAUGGUGUUUGCCAUUGUUGGGAUCUUGGGUCACUUCUCCAAAACCUUGCUAAUUUUUUUGUUGCCGCAGAUCCUCAACUUCGUGUACUCGGUGCCACAGUUGUUCAACAUUGUGCCAUGUCCAAGACACCGACUCCCGAAAUUCGACGAACAAACUGGGUUGAUGAACGUCAGCUAUGGUGAACUAGCAAAGAGCAGCAGGAUGAACAGUUUGUUCUUGGAGACCUUGGCUUUUUUCAAGCUAGUGAAAGUGGAACGAAACGAAAGAGGCGGGAUCACGCGAUUCUCGAACUUGACGAUUAUCAAUUUGGCCUUGGUGUGGUUCGGGCCCAUGCGCGAGGACAAGCUCUGCUUGUUUCUUUUACUGGUGCAAUUAUUUGUGGGGAUUUCAAUGCUUGUGGUGCGCCACACUGUGGGACCAUGGCUUUUUGGUUACGACAACUUGUCUUGGGGAGCCAAGUAG